Carassius gibelio (silver crucian carp) is the source of this 3600-nucleotide messenger RNA. RefSeq names its product adenylate cyclase type 3. The record is from RefSeq and is a predicted model, not a curated record. The transcript has 20 exons. Gene Ontology annotation, cellular component: plasma membrane. Bases 240 to 3464 code for a protein of 1074 amino acids. Gene Ontology annotation, biological process: cAMP biosynthetic process; adenylate cyclase-activating G protein-coupled receptor signaling pathway; intracellular signal transduction. Gene Ontology annotation, molecular function: adenylate cyclase activity. Lineage: Eukaryota; Metazoa; Chordata; Actinopteri; Cypriniformes; Cyprinidae.
UUAAAAAAAGUAACUUACAUUUUCUUUGUUUUUCUACUGUUAUUGUUGCAUUUUAAGGAUGUGGAAGAGCAGUUCGAGAUGUGUUUGUCAGUGAGCCGGAGCCGGGGAUCAUUAAGGAAUGACAGACUGAAUCUCUCCGGUGCGUUUCUACUCAAACCCGAGAGGAAUAAACUCGGACAACCGUGACGGAUCGUCUACAGAUAGCAGUAUUACAUGUCCAACUUCACUAACGCUUCAGUAUGUCGGUGAACGGGAUUCAGGACGGUCCGGUUACCUUGGCGGAGACGCGCACGGGCGGAGGAGCGCACGAGAUGACGGCGCGUGGGACAGGUCCGUCUCUGCCGCGUUUCGUGCGUCUUAAGUUUACACCGGAAUCUCUGGAGAAAGUUUAUCAGACGUAUUUUCUGCGGCAGCGGCAGGAGACGUUGCUGGUGCUGAUCGUGUUCGCGGCUCUCUUUAACGGUUAUGUCAUCAUCAUGUGCGCGGUGGUUUACUCUCAGGAUAAACUGAAGACGCUCGCCGUGGCGGCAGGCGGGCUGGCGUCGGAUAUUCUGCUCUACAUUUUGUGCCGGCUGCGUUUGCUGCCGGAGUCCGUGUCCCGGAGCCUCGUGCCUUACGCGCUCUGGCUGCUCAUCACGGUCCACGUGCUCUGUUACUUCAGUUUGAACUUCGCGGGAUUUUACGCGGCCGGUGACACUGUCGGAUGGCAGACAUUCUUCCUCUUCUCCUUCUUUCUCACGCUCCCGCUGCCGCUUGCGCCCAUCGCGCUCCUGAGCGCGCUCUCGUGCUGCGCGCACACGCUGCUGCUGGGAUUCACUAUUGCGCAGAGACACCAAGACAAAUUGCAGUUAACAGUGCUGAUCAGACAGCUGGUGGCGAAUCUGAUGCUCUAUUUUUCUGCCAUGUUGGUGGGCGUGAUGUCAUAUUUCAUGGCCGACCGUAUGUACCGCACAGCGUUCCUAGAGGCUAAACAAUCUCUGGAAGUCAGUCUUACGCUGAAGGAACAGAGCCAACAGCAGGAGGAGUUGCUGUUGUCCAUCUUACCGAAGCACAUAGCAGAUGAGAUGCUGCAGGGCAUGAAGAAAGGAGCCAAUCAGAAAUCAGAUGCUCAGCAGUUCAACACCAUGUACAUGUACCGCCACGAAAACGUCAGUAUCCUUUUCGCAGACAUCGUAGGUUUUACACAACUGUCGUCUGCCGUGACCCCGAAAGAACUUGUGAAAUUACUCAACGAGCUCUUUGCUCGCUUUGACAAACUAGCAGCACAACACCACCAGCUGAGGAUCAAGAUUCUGGGAGACUGUUAUUACUGUAUCUGUGGUUUGCCAGAUUACCGAGAAGAUCACGCGGUCUGCUCUAUUAUGAUGGGCCUGUCUAUGGUGGAGGCCAUCUCAUAUGUUCGUGAAAAAACUCAGACGGAAGUGGACAUGCGUGUAGGUGUGCACACGGGUACUGUCCUCGGUGGAGUCCUGGGACAGAAGCGCUGGCAGUUUGAUGUCUGGUCCACUGAUGUAACCGUGGCAAAUAAGAUGGAGUCAGGAGGAAUCCCGGGGCGUGUGCACAUCUCCCAGAGCACGAAGGACUGUUUGCAUGGUGAAUUUGAGCUGGAGGAGGGCAAUGGAGGAGAGCGUUGCGAGUAUCUUCUGGAGAAAGGCAUCGACACGUACCUGGUGCUGGUGUCUAAAGACACUCCCAAAACAAACGGAGUAACCAAUGGCACAAUGAUUCACACCACAAAUCCCAGCGGCAGCUACACAUCAGUAAAGAACAUACCUGAGGAGUCAGAAACACAGCAGUUACAGUUGGCUAUUAUGACCGAUGAACUGAUGGAGGACGAGCAUCUAAAUUACUUGCUGAAUAAAUCUUUGCUGGAGAGAGAGACAGAGGAGACUCUGGAAAAGAAGAAGACAUCAACUCUGUCUCUGAGGUUUGAGGACUCUGAUCUGGAGUCUCGUUAUUCAGCAGAGAAGGAGAGACGGACAGGCGUUGCUUUCAGCUGUUGUUGUGUUGUUCUGAUCUUCACCUCAGUCAUGGAAAUUCUCAUCGAUCCACAGCUAAUUGUUAAUUAUGUGACCCUGGCUGUUGGUGAGCUGUUACUGCUGAUUCUGACUCUGUGUUCACUAGCGGCCAUCUUUCCUCAGGUCUUCCCCCGGAAGCUGGUGUCAUUCUCGCAGUGGAUCGACCGCACACGGUGGGCUCGAAACACAUGGGCCAUGGCUGCCAUAUUUGUUCUGACCAUGGCUGAGGUGGCCGAUAUGCUGAGCUGUGUUCAGCCUCCUUUCGUGCUUCUGAACACCACAUCCGGCAUGACCCUCGAGUCCCUGGGUGACGGCGGAUGUGCAGAGAACCCCAAACACUACGGAUACAUAUCAGUGCUGUCACUUGUGGCCACUGUCAUGCUGGUGCAGCUCAGCCAUGUGGUCAAGCUGGCGCUCAUGCUGUUGGUUACAAUAGCAACAGGUGCUGUAAACCUCCACAGCUGGAUGUACAUUUACGACAUCUAUGAUUUAAUUCGCUACCUUGACUACAGUUAUUCAGUGGUUCCCACCAGAUAUCUGCUGACCAUGAUGAUUAUCAUCAUGAUGAUGAGUUUCUACUAUUUUGCACGUCAAGUGGAAAAACAGUCACGUAAACUGUUUCUGUGGAAGAUUGAGGUUCAUGAUCAGAAGGAGAAAGUGUAUGAAAUGAGAACAUACAACGAGGCGCUGGUCACUAACAUGCUUCCUGAACACGUGGCCAAACACUUCCUGGGCUCCAAGAAGAGAGAUGAGGAACUUUACAGUCAGUCUUAUGAUGAGAUCGGCGUGAUGUUCGCCUCUAUUCCUAACUUCUCUGACUUUUAUACGGAGGAGAGUAUAAACAAUGGAGGGAUAGAAUGCCUCCGGAUCCUGAAUGAGAUCAUCUCUGACUUUGACAGUCUUCUGGAUCGCACAGACUUUCGCUAUAUUACGAAGAUCAAGACCAUUGGUAGCACAUACAUGGCUGCAUCAGGCGUGACGCCGGAGAGCAACACCAACAGAUACACCGAGCGCAAGAUAGAGGAUCAGUCCAUGUUGGAGCGCUGGCAACACUUUGCUGAUUUGGCAGACUUUGCACUGGCUAUGAAAGUCACACUUGGAAACCUAAACAAACAGUCAUUCAAUAACUUCAUGCUGCGCAUAGGUCUGAAUAAGGGGGGUGUUUUAGCUGGAGUGAUUGGCGCUCGCAAACCUCAUUUCGAUAUUUGGGGAAACACUGUAAAUGUGGCCAGUCGUAUGGAGUCCACUGGGGUUAUGGGUAACAUACAGGUGGUGGAGGACUGCUGUAACAUCCUGAAGGAGUACGGUUUCCGUUUCGUCAGAAGAGGACCCAUCUAUGUAAAAGGAAAAGGAGAACUGCUCACUUUCUUCAUGAAGGGCAAAGACAAGCCUGUCGCAAAGACGACCGCAGUCUCUCUCCCACAUCAAAUACCAGACAAACCCUGAGAAGAGAGAAACAAUAGAAAGGGGACAGAGUCUCCCUAAUGAACACUGAAGCUCAACAUUGUCUGCAGCACAUAGACAAUAACGCUGAAAAAUUACCCAUUAAAAACAACAGCCAAAGGUUGUAUUACCUGAAAAA